Cavia porcellus (domestic guinea pig) is the source of this 5669-nucleotide messenger RNA. RefSeq names its product protein tyrosine phosphatase receptor type H (gene Ptprh). Gene Ontology annotation, biological process: peptidyl-tyrosine dephosphorylation involved in inactivation of protein kinase activity. The transcript has 25 exons. The record is from RefSeq and is a predicted model, not a curated record. Gene Ontology annotation, cellular component: signaling receptor complex. Lineage: Eukaryota; Metazoa; Chordata; Mammalia; Rodentia; Caviidae. Bases 654 to 5285 code for a protein of 1543 amino acids. Gene Ontology annotation, molecular function: protein tyrosine phosphatase activity; protein binding.
GGUCACCCUGAGUUUGAGUUGCCUGGGGUCACAAUGGUGGCCAAGUGGCUAUAUAAAUACAAACACAGGAGUGAGGGUAAGGGAUCAGCCCAGGGUGCGUGACAUUGGAGCCCAGUCCUGAAGGAGGAGGAGGCUGUGGGGUGCAAGGCAGGCGCACCUGGUGGGGAGACGGUACACGCAGAGGCCUGAAGAUAGCAGGCCUCCUGUCUAUGACCGCCCUAGACCUGCUGCAGACAGGAGCCCACUGAUGCCAGGCUGGUCUCCUCCCUGUGGGCCUAGAAUGCAGAGGGCCCCCAGGCUGUCACCAGCUGUCCCCACUCUGUGCCUCAGAGUCAUGUGGCCAUUGGCACAGCAGCCCUGAGUAUCUCCAGGAUUCACUAGGAAGCAGAGUGAGCUGGGGCUGAGGCCUCUAGGUGGGCCCAGGAGACCAGAGGGCUGGGCGGUGUCGGGCAGAAGCGGAGGUGAGGAAGAAGUGCAAGGGACAGGGCAGGGACGCAGCAGCUCUCACGCUGGACCUGCACUUCCUCCUCCUCCCCUUCCUGCCUGGGCUUGGGUCACACAGAUGGACUAGCAAGGGGAAAUUCUUGAGUAUAAAGUCCAGCAGGUGGAAGGACCAGGCUGGGACUCCUGUGUUCCUCACUGGAACAGAACGUAUGGCUCAAGCUACCAUGGGUGUCGGGAUCUGGGGGAGCCUGGUGCUACUGGGUCUGUGCAGCUGGACAGUGGGCAGGGCAGCUGGAGCAAGGAGCCUGCCAGUGGAUGCUCAGAACAGCAGCUCCAUCAGCCUGCCCUGGGAGUGGCUUGUGGACUCUGACUCCCAGAACCUCACCUACUUGAUCCAGUGGACUGGAGACGGCAACUCAAGUGAGACCCUGAGGACCACAGACACCAAUGUCACUGUGGAGGGACUGCGUCCUGGGACUUCACAUGUGUUUUCUGUAGGAGGGGGGGAAGACAGAGUCAACAGAGAGACUGUCAGUGCUACUACAGCCCCCAACCCAGUGAGCAGCCUGCGAGUGGAAAGUCAGACCAACAGUUCCAUCAGAUUGUGCUGGGAGCGGCCCAAGGAGUCAGGCUCCCAGAACCUCACCUACUGUGUGCAGUGGACUGGAGACAGCAACACAAUUGAGACCCAGAGGACCACAGACACCUGUGUCACCGUGGAGGAACUGCGUUCUGGGACUUCAUAUGAGUUUUCUGUGUGGGUGGAAAAAGACCGAGUCAACAGCACCAGGGAGACUCUCAAUGCUACUACAGCCCCCAACCCAGUGAGCAGCCUGCGAGUGGAAAGUCAGACCAACAGUUCCAUCAGAUUGUGCUGGGAGCGGCCCGAGGAGUCAGACUCCCAGAACCUCACCUACUAUGUGCAGUGGACUGGAGACAGCAACACAAUUGAGACCCAGAGGACCACAGACACCUGUGUCACCGUGGAGGAACUGCGUUCUGGGACUUCAUAUGAGUUUUCUGUGUGGGUGGAAAAAGACGGAGUCAACAGCACCAGGGAGACUCUCAAUGCUACUACAGCCCCCAACCCAGUGAGCAGCCUGCGAGUGGAAAGUCAGACCAACAGUUCCAUCAGACUGUGCUGGGAGCGGCCCGAGGAGUCAGACUCCCAGAACCUCACCUACUAUGUGCAGUGGACUGGAGACAGCAACACAAUUGAGACCCAGAGGACCACAGACACCUGUGUCACCGUGGAGGAACUGCGUUCUGGGACUUCAUAUGAGUUUUCUGUGUGGGUGGAAAAAGACGGAGUCAACAGCACCAGGGAGACUCUCAAUGCUACUACAGCCCCCAACCCAGUGAGCAGCCUGCGAGUGGAAAGUCAGACCAACAGUUCCAUCAGACUGUGCUGGGAGCGGCCCGAGGAGUCAGACUCCCAGAACCUCACCUACUAUGUGCAGUGGACUGGAGACAGCAACACAAUUGAGACCCAGAGGACCACAGACACCUGUGUCACCGUGGAGGAACUGCGUUCUGGGACUUCAUAUGAGUUUUCUGUGUGGGUGGAAAAAGACGGAGUCAACAGCACCAGGGAGACUCUCAAUGCUACUACAGCCCCCAACCCAGUGAGCAGCCUGCGAGUGGAAAGUCAGACCAACAGUUCCAUCAGACUGUGCUGGGAGCGGCCCGAGGAGUCAGACUCCCAGAACCUCACCUCCUAUGUGCAGUGGACUGGAGACAGCAACACAAUUGAGACCCAGAGGACCACAGACACCUGUGUCACCGUGGAGGAACUGCGUUCUGGGACUUCAUAUGAGUUUUCUGUGUGGGUGGAAAAAGACGGAGUCAACAGCACCAGGGAGACUCUCAAUGCUACUACAGCCCCCAACCCAGUGAGCAGCCUGCGAGUGGAAAGUCAGACCAACAGUUCCAUCAGACUGUGCUGGGAGCGGCCCGAGGAGUCAGACUCCCAGAACCUCACCUCCUAUGUGCAGUGGACUGGAGACAGCAACACAAUUGAGACCCAGAGGACCACAGACACCUGUGUCACCGUGGAGGAACUGCGUUCUGGGACUUCAUAUGAGUUUUCUGUGUGGGUGGAAAAAGACGGAGUCAACAGCACCACGGAGACUCUCAAUGCUACUACAGCCCCCAACCCAGUGAGCAGCCUGCGAGUGGAAAGUCAGACCAACAGGUCCAUCAGACUGUGCUGGGAGCGGCCCGAGGAGUCAGACUCCCAGAACCUCACCUACUAUGUGCAGUGGACUGGAGACAGCAACACAAUUGAGACCCAGAGGACCACAGACACCUGUGUCACCGUGGAGGAACUGCGUUCUGGGACUUCAUAUGAGUUUUCUGUGUGGGUGGAAAAAGACGGAGUCAACAGCACCAGGGAGACUCUCAAUGCUACUACAGCCCCCAACCCAGUGAGCAGCCUGCGAGUGGAAAGUCAGACCAACAGGUCCAUCAGACUGUGCUGGGAGCGGCCCGAGGAGUCAGACUCCCAGAACCUCACCUACUAUGUGCAGUGGACUGGAGACAGCAACACAAUUGAGACCCAGAGGACCACAGACACCUGUGUCACCGUGGAGGAACUGCGUUCUGGGACUUCAUAUGAGUUUUCUGUGUGGGUGGAAAAAGACGGAGUCAACAGCACCAGGGAGACUCUCAAUGCUACUACAGCCCCCAACCCAGUGAGCAGCCUGCGAGUGGAAAGUCAGACCAACAGGUCCAUCAGACUGUGCUGGGAGCGGCCCGAGGAGUCAGACUCCCAGAACCUCACCUACUAUGUGCAGUGGACUGGAGACAGCAACACAAUUGAGACCCAGAGGACCACAGACACCUGUGUCACCGUGGAGGAACUGCGUUCUGGGACUUCAUAUGAGUUUUCUGUGUGGGUGGAAAAAGACGGAGUCAACAGCACCAGGGAGACUCUCAAUGCUACUACAGCCCCCAACCCAGUGAGCAGCCUGCGAGUGGAAAGUCAGACCAACAGGUCCAUCAGACUGUGCUGGGAGCGGCCCGAGGAGUCAGACUCCCAGAACCUCACCUACUAUGUGCAGUGGACUGGAGACAGCAACACAAUUGAGACCCAGAGGACCACAGACACCUGUGUCACCGUGGAGGAACUGCGUUCUGGGACUUCAUAUGAGUUUUCUGUGUGGGUGGAAAAAGACGGAGUCAACAGCACCAGGGAGACUCUCAAUGCUACUACAGCCCCCAACCCAGUGAGCAGCCUGCGAGUGGAAAGUCAGACCAACAGGUCCAUCAGACUGUGCUGGGAGCGGCCCGAGGAGUCAGACUCCCAGAACCUCACCUACUAUGUGCAGUGGACUGGAGACAGCAACACAAUUGAGACCCAGAGGACCACAGACACCUGUGUCACCGUGGAGGAACUGCGUUCUGGGACUUCAUAUGAGUUUUCUGUGUGGGUGGAAAAAGACGGAGUCAACAGCACCAGGGAGACUCUCAAUGCUACUACAGCUCCCAACUCGGUCACCUUGGUCUCCUGCGUCAGCACCUCGGGGGGCUAUGGGCUCCUCCUGAACUGGUCCUGUCCCUCUGGAGGGUAUGAAGGCUUUGAGCUGGAGGUGGGCAUGCAGCGGAGCACCCAGGACAACUCUUCAUGCGGGAACCACGUGCAUCUGUUGGGCUUUGGGCCAGCUCAGUCCUACACAGCCACCGUGGUAACCCUCUGGCACGGUCUGAGAGCUAAAUCUGCCUCGGUGACCUGCCAAACUGAGAGUGCAGGUGUCAUCGCUGGAGUGGUUGUGGGUGUGCUCCUGAUCCUCAUCCUCGUGGGCCUGCUGGUUUUGUUCCUGAAGAAGAGGAACAGGAAGCACCAGAAGCAGGAAACGCCCCAGGACUUGGCAUUCAGCUUCUUCCCAGGGGACAUUCUGGCCAAGGACUUCGCUGACCAUGUCAGGAGAAACGAGAAGGACAGUAACCGGGGCUUCUCAGAGGAGUACCAGCGACUGUGCCAGGAGGGCGAGGGCCAGUCGCAGACAACGGCCUCGGCCCUGGAGAACAAGGCCAAGAACCGCUACAGAAAUGUGCUGCCCUAUGACUGGUCACGGGUGCCCCUGCAGCCCCUCGAGGACCAGCCAGGCUCCAACUACAUCAAUGCCAGCUUUGUGCCUGGUCUCCAGAGUCCCCAGGAUUUCAUCGCAACCCAGGGCCCCCUGCCACAGACUGUACCUGACUUCUGGCGCCUGGUAUGGGAGCAGCAGAGUCACACCAUUGUGAUGCUCACCAACUGCCUGGAGUCCAGCCGGGUGAAGUGUGAGCAGUACUGGCCUGUGGACAGCCAGCCCUGCACCCACGGGAACCUUCAGGUGGCCCUGGUGGGUGAUGAGGUGACAGAGAACUGGGCGGUGCGGGACCUGAAGCUGCUCCACAUAGAGGAGCGGAAGACCCUUCAUGUGCGACACUUCCACUACCUGGCUUGGCCAGACCAUGGUGUGCCACCCUCCCCAGACCCCUUGCUGGCUUUCUGGAAGAUGGUGAGGCAGUGGCUGGACCAGACCCCGGCAGGGGGCCCACCCAUUGUGCACUGCAGCGCUGGCGUGGGCCGCACGGGUACCUUCAUUGCUCUGGACGUCCUGCUGCGGCAGCUGGAGGGUGAGGGCCUCGUGGGGCCCUUCGACUUUGUGAGGAAGAUGAGGCGGAGCCGGCCGCUGAUGGUGCAGACGGAGGCGCAGUACGUGUUCCUGCACCAGUGUGUUCUGCGCCACGUGGAGCUGUCGGCCAAAGCGCUGACCCAGGAGGUGGAGUACGAAAACGUGGCCAACGUCAUCUACGAGAAUGUGAACGCCAUAGGGGCCUACGAACUGCAGGUCUAAGCCUGGGGCCAGGCCUGCAGCCUCGUCACGCCCCAGCUCUGGGUCCCGGGCCUGGGUUCCUGGACCCUGGCUUCCCGGCCCUGUGGGGAGGCCCUGUGGGGAGGCCGCAGCACGGGCUCCUCCUGUGCCGGGCACCGGCACGUCCGGCCUCUGGCCCCGGGCAGAGGCCGAGGGGAGGUGGCUCCUGGAAGAGCACUGUGGCCUGAGGGUGCACCAGGGCUCUCAGAAAGGUCUCUGCGCAUGGGCAAGCGGACCUCUCUGCCUUUCCUGGAAGCCAAGGCAGGCUUCCAGGAUCUGUGGCCCAAGUCGAUUCCCUGCCUGUGGUCUCCUUACCACACUUGUUUUCCUGCUAUACCCUAAUUUAUUAAAUCAUGGAUGUCCCCA